GCCGAAUUGUACUUGACUUCCUUCAGAAAGCAAUCAUGGUCAGAAUUCAAGAUUUUGCGGGGAUGCAAUACUCCCGCGAUGGCACUGCAGACGAGCAGCAAGACUACUCCUUUUUCAACGAGCAAUAUGCAACCUCUUCCCACCAAAAGGACCAUGAUAUGUACCCCGAUCUCAUUGUCCAGCCGAAGCAAGACAACGACGUCAUCAAAGCUGUGAACUGGGCCAGAGAGCAGAAAGUCUCCAUUGCUGUCAAGAGCGGUGGCCACCAGUACAGCGGUGCAUCAUCCACCAGCGGCAAAAAUAUCCAGAUCGACCUUGGCAACACCUACAAGGACUUGAUGAUCUUGAACCCCCGCGACCCCAUCGACCAGGACAGAGCAUUGGUGUAUGUCGGUGUCAGCAACACAAUGAGUGAGCUGAACACAUAUCUGAGGCACAACCAACUGUUUGUUCCACACGGACAAUGUGCCUCUGUUUGUGUGGGUGGCCACGGUCAGACUGGCGGUUAUGGUCAGCUUGGCCGUAGCUUUGGCCUCUUUGGUGACAAUAUUAGGACCGUUCGCAUGGUCUGCCACGACGGUGUGAUUCGGGACAUCACCAAGAAAAACAACCCCGAGCUUUUCUACGGCAUACUCGGGGGUAGUCCGGGCAAUUUCGGCAUCAUCACACACUAUAUCGUCGAGGUUUACCGGGCCAAGAGUUACAUGGGAACUGUUGCUGGUCCAAACGGAUUCAAGGGUCCGCAUGGCAUCAAAGGGCUCUGGGUAUACUCCGACGAAGUUUUCAGGAAGCUCCUUACCAAUGUCGCACAAAUGGCUGACGAUCCUACCGUCCCGCGAGGCUUUGACCUCUGCGUCAGCGUCCUCAGCACGGACUUUCCCAUCACCACGUUGUUUCCCUCGUUGAAAGACGCCGGUAUAUGGGAAAAGAUUCAAGACAAGAUCAAGAACGAUCUUGCGGAUGAGUUUCUGGACUGGCUCAAUGGCCGCUUCCCCGCCGUCAUCGUAGUCUAUGCGCAAUGGUGCCCUACCAGCAAAGACGACAAAUAUGACGCGACUGUGGAUGCCUGGUUCAACAAAUUCCGCAAUCUCAAGCGCUCUUUCAAGAACCAGACUCUCGUCAUCACCGAGUUCGAAGAGGACAUGUCUAAAAUGACUGGAGAGUGGAUCUUCCCCAAAGAACGAGAGUUUGAUCUCCCUUACGUCAAGCGAACCUACGCUACAAGCUCCAAGACUCUCGUAAAGGAUAACUGGGUUGACUCUGUGGCUAAGCGCAUUGACUUGAUCUUCAACCCGGACCAGCUGCUCAAGGGUAACCCAGGAGAGAAGGACUACGAAGUCUAUCUCAACUGCAAGCUUUCUGUCCAGAUCCAAUGCUUCGGGGGUAAUAAAUCGCAAUUCUAUGCAAACAAGGAUAAUGGAACCUCCUACAGCUGGAGAGAUUCCACAGUAGUGCAGACACUGGACUGUUUUCAUAACGCCGAUGAACAAUCUAAGAAGUAUGCUGAAGCAUGGCAGUCCAAGAACGACUUGGUCAUGGUUGGUCCUACGAGCUCCUUCAGUAAGCAGGACAGACGUUUGCUCUGGGGCUCGUACGGUGAUUGGGACAUGGGUAAGCAGGAGAUUUGGAAGGCUUAUUACGACGAUGCAGACAAGUACCAGAGAUUGGGCAAGGCAAGAGGUACGGCUGAUCCUAACGGGACCUUCACUGCCAAUCCAUUUGCUGUGGCAGCUAUCCUGUAAGGCUUCAAGGAAUAACGAUGCUCAUCGGAUUUUAACUUGGAGGGCUCGAAAUAGCUUGGACAUUGAAGAUGCAUAUUUGUGCGAAUUAUUGACCGAAGAUCCUGUGCCAACGCGACACGUCUUCCCAG
Messenger RNA from Ilyonectria robusta, 1870 nucleotides. RefSeq lists its product as uncharacterized. The transcript has a single exon. The record is from RefSeq and is a predicted model, not a curated record. The coding region runs from base 36 to 1742 and encodes 568 amino acids. NCBI's taxonomy places the organism in Eukaryota, Fungi, Ascomycota, Sordariomycetes, Hypocreales, Nectriaceae. Gene Ontology annotation, molecular function: oxidoreductase activity; FAD binding.